CUCCGCCCAUCACUUGUUAUUCUCUGGAAGAUGACUGACUCAUAUGUCGAGCAACAGUGGGUCGUCUUCCCAAUAGUUUCAGUCGAGGUGUGAAACGGCUCUACAGACGAACAAGCCCCGACAUCACAUCGGCCCAAGUGCGCACGCCGCGACUGUCUCCUGAGAGCAGGAAGCGACUUGCGCGUGCAUCUUGGGCGCGCUGCGCGAGGAACAAGGAAGUAAUGGCCGGCUAACCUACUUCAUAACUGCUUUAACUUUAGCCUUCCUAGUCCACAUUGUCAGAAAACGUCCUCUAUGAGAAGCGUUCUCCGCCCCCCAUGUGUGCGACUGUGCCAGAGGAGACGACGUAGAGCCUUUUUAAUACAGUAGUUGUAUUAACGAGCCGAAGGGCAUGUUUCAGCAGCAGCCGCUGCAGUUUGCAGUAAUGGUGAGGGACACUCUGCGCAAAGAGAGGGAUCUGCUCAGGCCUACGUCCCAGGUAGACAACCCUCCACAGUGUCCUCAAUAUGGCACCGGAGAAUUAAAGUUUCCAGCUAUGCAAGAUGUGGAUCACCUGGUUCUCAGGGUGUUGGAAGUUCAGAACCUCCGACAGAAGAUACACGAUCUGCAGGAAGAGCUUAACUGGGAGAGGCAAAACUUUGAGUUGUUGAAUCAAGGAACGAUGCAACAGAAUGGACUGGAAACCCCAGUCUCAGAAAUCAACAGACUGCAGAAACACAUCCAGCAACUGGAGUAUAGCGUAAACACCAUGGCAACGAAACGUUUCCAGUUGCUCAUGGAGUGCGUGGACUGUCUGGACCAGUGUCAGGCACGACUCCUCAGCAGGCUGAAGGCUUGGAGGUGCGAGCAGUAUAAGGCCACCAUUGGACAUCCUUUUGAUGACAACCUGAACAUCCUGCAGACUUGGUGUGAGCAGCUUUGUGGUCUGAAUGGCAAGCUAAGGCAGGAACUAAUGCUCAUAUUGGACCCCAUCCCAGAGCUGCAGGAAAGGCUGGGACAUCUUUUGCAGGUUCUUGUUCAGAGCUCUCUUGUGGUGGACAAGCAGCCUCCUCAGGUCAUUAAGACACAAUCCAAGUUCUCCACUACUGUACGCUAUCUGCUCGGGGAGAAGGUAGCUCCAGGGAGGCCCGUGGUGUUGAGGGCACAAGUUAUUAAUGAGCUGCAGGCCAGAAACCUGAGUGUCAUACUUAGUGAUAAUGUUGGGGAAGUGAUCAAUAACACAGCCAUCCUUGAACACAACACAGCCACCAAGAGCACAUGUGCCACAUUCAGAAAUAUGUCCAUCAAGAAGAUCAAGAGAGCGGACAGGAAGGGGUCAGAGUCUGUGACAGAGGAGAAAUUUGCCCUUCUCUUCUCAACAGAGAUCACCAUCACCGGCUGUGACACUCCGUACAAGAUACAGAUGAUCUCGUUGCCACUCGUCGUCAUUGUCCAUGGCAGCCAAGACAACAACGCACUGGCUACCAUCAUUUGGGACUGUGCUUUUUCGGAACCAGACAGAGUCCCAUUUGUGGUGCCAGAUCGUGUGCCCUGGAAGCUCAUGUGUAGCACUCUCAACAGUAAGUUCAUCUCCGAGGUCCAGACGCAUCACACCCUUCACCACUACAACCAGCACUUCCUGGCCCAGAAAAUGUUUGACAAGCCAGACUUCACCGGUGAUUUCAGCAACAUGAUGGUUUCCUGGCCUCAGUUUAAUAAGGAAGUUCUCCCGGGUCGACUGUUCACUUUCUGGCAGUGGUUUGAGGGAGUGAUGGACCUAACCAAAAAACACUUGAGAACCUAUUGGAGUGAUGGGCUCAUAUUUGGUUUCAUCGGCAAGCAGCAUCUGCACCUGAUUCUCAAAGACAGGCCAAAUGGAACAUUCCUGCUUCGUUUUAGCGAUUCUGAGAUCGGUGGCAUCACCAUCGCUUAUGUUUCUGCAGCUGAACAUGGUGGACAGAUGAUCCAAAACAUUCGGCCCUUCACCAAGAAGGAUCUUGAAAUCCGUAGCCUUGGUGACCACAUCAGAGACAUAAAUGACAUCACCUCUCUGUACCCUGACUUUCCUAAACAUGACGUUUUCAAGAAGUACUAUUCAGAACCCCAAACCUCCCCCAUUGGGGGCUACAUCCCUUUCUCACUGCGUACUAAAUUGGGCAAGGAGGAUGGCUCAGUGACACCUAACGUUGUCAAUAUGUCACAUCACACCGACAGUCACCACAAUGCUGCUGGAUAUCCAUUGGAGGCUGCUUCAGUUGGAUCAGUUGUACCCUACGGGGCCACCAUGGCUCCUGUGGCCGAAAGCCCCCACAACUCUGUUGGAUUCCCAAUGCAUCAGUACCAGCAGUUCAACUCUUCAGAGUCCAUCAUCCUGGACCAGAUGGAGACCUCAGAGGCUCUUGUUGUCGAAUUCAGUCCAAACGCCGCGUCUGCCUUCACUGAUGACGGGUAGGUUUGAUCGUUCCCAUUCCUCCGCUGGCUGCUCUUCUGCUGAUGAUGUCCAGAAGGGCUCAGGUCAGGACCUAGUCUUGGACGGUCGUCUCUGUUUUUUGUGAAUAAAGUGGAAGACAUCUCCUUGUUUGAUGCCCAUAAACAAACCAUAACAAAACAUACCGCCUUUGUAGACUUUCUGCAGCCUUGUCUUCUUUGGGGCGACAAGUCAAGUCAUUAAGGACAGCAUGAACAAAAAGUAGUGAUGUCGAUGGUUUAUUUUUAGUGUCCACUUUAACUACACUUGUAUAACAGUACACAGAACACAAUUGUACUUAUGUAAAUGUAUACGUAUAUACACACACACGACAAUAUCCAUGUACAAAUACUUGCAGUCAAUGUGAGCUGAUGGGGAUGUGCUUCAAAUCAUAUGUUUUAUGACUAGAGAUUUAUGGGAUGUUUACUUCAUAACCAUUUUCUUUCAACAUGUUUUUCACUUCAGAUAUUGGCCAACGAUUUGCUGUCAGUUUUAUCUCGACCAAAUAGGGCUCAUUGAACAGGUCCAUGUAUACAGUCUCCACUUUAGGAGCUUCUUAACUGAAUAAUGACCAACAAUGUGUUGGUCAUUUAGCAAACCUACCAAUAACAAUGAUCAGAAAUAGCAAUUGAAAUAAACUUCAGAUUUUACACUGACAUGACUUCUUACUUGUAUGGUAUAUCAUCUAUCAUCUGCAUGUGGUGAGGUGAUAGAGUAUUAUUAUCAUUAUUAUUAUGAGGUAAAUAAAGUAUUAUCAUCAUAAUUUUUAUAAGGUAAAUAGAGUAUUAUCAUUAUGAGGCAAAUAGAGUAUUAUUAUCAUUAUUAUUAUUAGGUUAAUAGAGUAUUAUUAUCAUUAUGAGGUAAAUAGAGUAUUAUUAUCAUCAUUUUUAUGAGGUAAUAGAGUAUUAUUAUGAGGUAAAUAGAGUAUUAUUAUCAUUAUUAUUAUGAGGUAAAUAGAGUAUUAUUAUCAUAAUUUUUAUGAGGUAAUAGAGUAUUAUUAUGAGGUAAAUAGAGUAUUAUUAUUAUUAUCAUUAUGAGGUAAAUAGAGUAUCAUUAUCAUUAUGAGGUAAAUAGAGUUAUUAUCAUCAUUUUUAUGAGGUAA
Molecule: messenger RNA, 3548 nt
Organism: Doryrhamphus excisus (bluestripe pipefish)
Lineage: Eukaryota; Metazoa; Chordata; Actinopteri; Syngnathiformes; Syngnathidae
Source: RefSeq, a predicted model, not a curated record